Molecule: messenger RNA, 483 nt
Organism: Symbiodinium sp. CCMP2592
Lineage: Eukaryota; Dinophyceae; Suessiales; Symbiodiniaceae
Source: the annotation of a GenBank genome assembly
AUGGAGUUGGGUGUUCCGCUGAACCUAGUCCCAGUCUCAGGCGGCUUCCAGCCCACAGUCCACGCCGAUGCAGCGACGUGUUCUCUCAUUCGUGAGCUUCGGGACAAAGAAGACCAGCUUAUCCGAGAGAGCAAGUUCGGGGAGGCUCAGAAGGUCGCCCAGCACAUGCAGCAGCUUGAUGCGCUUGGGCAGGAGCUUCAAAGUUUGCUGGAGAAGCGGGAGAUGCUUUCCGCCUCUCGAGAUCUCAGAGGUCUGGAGCAACUGGCACCAGAUAUCGCUGUCCUGGAGACAAAGCGGCUCCACACGGCAGCACUCUACGAGCUGCUCGGAUGCCAAGAGUUUGCGCUUGCCCGCUUGGGGGCCUUUAGGCUGCAAGCUCUGAAGCGUCCCAUAGUAGGGUUCGCCACUCAGGGAAAAGUGCGUCGUGGGACGAAAAUGUCGUGCCCCAUGCAGCGAUUUCCGGCUUCAGGGCUCAAUUGCUGA